AUGUCCCGAUCACAAGCUAAUAGUAUACCAGUUCCUGUUGUCUUUAUUAGAUUCAAUUCAGCGGUUUAUUCUAAUUAUAAUAUUAAUUGUUCUUACGUACUUGCUACUGGCGCCACCACCUCUUGCAAUGAUAAAUUAGAUAACGUCACUGAUUCAUCUGCGAUAGUUUUUUUUUACUAUGAUCCUGAUAUUGGUUUUACGGAUGGAACUUCUUUAAAUAUGCCCAUUGGAAUUGAUUUCCGAAUUUCUGCCAAUAAUUCGUUUGCAGAUGAUAUUGGUCCAGCCCUUAUAACAUAUCCAAUAAUACGACUUAUUGAUCCAGAUUUAUUUAAUAACACUAACAAACAUGCUGACGAUAAGCUAAUCGAUGUUAUGAGUGAAGAAUCUAAUAUGUACGCUCUUUCGCCGUACCAG
This is a messenger RNA of Dentiscutata heterogama, 414 nucleotides long. The record is from the annotation of a GenBank genome assembly. NCBI's taxonomy places the organism in Eukaryota, Fungi, Glomeromycota, Glomeromycetes, Diversisporales, Gigasporaceae.